GGAUCAUCGGGCCAAAGAGGAGCAAAUAGUCAAACCUGGCAUUUCCACGGCUGAUGUGAAAAAGAAGCAUGUUACCCUUGCAGAUUCUGUUCAUGAAAUGCAUGCAUCGUCGAAUUCGUACGAUGAAUUCAUUGAUGAUUACAAGAUCAUUUCAAGAGUAAAAUCCGAAAAAUUCUACGAUUUGAACAAAUUUAUUAAUGUCGGUGCAAAGUGGUUCUGUGAAACUGUAUGUAAAAUCGAGCUUCCCUAUUCAGAUAAGCUCAAUCAUCGCGAUUUCAUCCAUCUGUAUGACUUUCAAAAAGUUUUUAUUCAUCGGUUCAUAAUUCGCAUAAUGGAAUUGGUUAAAAUAAAACAGCAUCAUUAUUGGAAUGUGGAUCGACAAAUUUCUACUUGGAAAGAGCUUAAUUUGAAUUUAGAGGGUGUAUCAUUCGAAGCUGCCAACAUCAUUAUAAAUUACCCGUGUACAAAUGAAGAAUUUUGCAUAUGUAUUCGAAAUAUUUGUAAAUAUAUCUGCGUCCAAAUAAGUCAAGAUCUUGAAGAGUUCGAAAUCGGUAAAGAUAUUACCAUGCCCGAGGACGACAGCGGUUCUGAUUACGAAGAUUUACAUCAAAUUCUCUGAAUCAUUAACAAUUGCUUUGGCAAACCAUUCGGACCAUAAUAUGUAAAUGGCACAACAACUCAACAUAAACUAACAUAGUAUAAAAUACAUCGACGCAAAAACUUAUUUAUUAGCAUAAACAUGAUUUAAUAAACAGAUUGUAG
Molecule: messenger RNA, 762 nt
Organism: Sitodiplosis mosellana (orange wheat blossom midge)
Lineage: Eukaryota; Metazoa; Arthropoda; Insecta; Diptera; Cecidomyiidae
Exons: 3
Coding region: 98-619 (173 amino acids)
Source: RefSeq, a predicted model, not a curated record